AUGAGUCGCAGUGUGUCGCAGAUAUAUCAGUUUCUAUUGAUUUCCCAAUUUAUUUAUUACUCGACUGAAGUGGAAUAUGAGUUUAUACCGCAGGACGAAAGGUACUACGAGAAGUGCAAGGACUUGCCGGAUGCCCUCGGCAUGGAGGAAUUAUUUGACAUGACCAAUCUAAAUAUUGCUAUGACCGAGGAAGGUCUCCAAUUUUCGGGAAACAUGACCUCUACGUGGCUUGGACUUGACCCAUCCGAUCGGAUUCAGAUGGCCACAAGUAUCCAAUACUUUGACCGUGGAACCUGGGUACCAACUAUACUGAAUAUGCUGAUUCCCGAUUUUUGCAAAUUUCUGUACGAUGAAAGGCAAUCCUGGUACACAUGGUCUUCACAUAUAAUUAAUCGAAAAGAAAUAGAGACAGAAUGUUUCAAAGUGCCGGGAACUGUUUUUAUUUUCGACACAUAUCCGACUAGCUUCAGAUUUGGAAGUGGCAUAUAUUUAAAACCUGGUCGCUAUUCACUUCAGGUUCAGUUUACGGCUUACGACAAGUUCAACAAAAAGCGUCCAACUGAAGUCUGCUACGAAAUAAGGGGCGAAUUUUUUAAGGUCUAAUCAUAUUAAAUACAUUGUGGUUAUUGAUACAAAGAAUAAUAAAAAGUAUACAAGGCCUA
This is a messenger RNA of Drosophila kikkawai, 662 nucleotides long. RefSeq lists its product as uncharacterized. The record is from RefSeq and is a predicted model, not a curated record. Lineage: Eukaryota; Metazoa; Arthropoda; Insecta; Diptera; Drosophilidae.